GGCAACUCCCUAAGGAACAUAACUCUUCUCUCAUUUCCCUCUCUGCCACCAAAUUUCAAACAACCAAACAAUACAACAUUCAUAAUUUCUCUCCAAUCUCAUUGUGUCCAUUGUUCACUCACAAAUCACAAUGACAACAUUAGCAAUCACUUACAUUUUGCUAACAAUCUUUCUCUCAGCAGAUAUUGGAUUUAUCGGCCGCGUUGCGUCGUUCGGAGUAAACUACGGCCAAGUAGCUAACAAUCUGCCGGCACCGGAAAAAGUUCUCCAACUCUUCCACUCCAUGAAGAUCACAAAAACAAGAAUCUAUGACACCAACCCACAGAUUCUAAAUUCUCUUGCUAAUUCAAACGUUGAGGUCAUUGUAACAAUUGAAAACCAAAUACUAAGCCAGUUAAACGACCCUCAACAAGCACUUCAAUGGGUAAACGACCACAUCAAACCUUUCCUACCUGCCACAAAGAUCACAGGGAUUCAAGUAGGGAAUGAAGUUUACACGGAAUUAGACCCCACUCUCAUUCAGUAUCUUGUUCCAGCAGUGGUGAACAUUCACAACGCGCUUGUUCAGUUUGGAUUGAACUCAAACAUCCAUGUGUCAACACCAUGUUCGUUAGAAGUUCUCGAGGAAUCUUACCCUCCUUCAGCUGGUAGUUUCAAGAGUGAAAUCUCAGGGAUCAUGUACCAGUUUUUGAAAUUUUUGCAAGCAACUAACUCACCCUUUUGGGUCAAUGCAUAUCCCUAUUUUGCUUACAAGAAUGACCCUAGUAAAAUUUCAUUGGACUAUGUAAUGUUCAAUCAUAAUCAAGGAAUGGUUGACCCUAACACCAAGCUUCACUAUGAUAACAUGCUUUAUGCUAUGGUGGACGCGGUUACAUUCGCGAUUGCGAAACUAGGAUUUAAUGGGAUUGAGGUUAGGGUUUCCGAGACCGGUUGGCCGUCAAAAGGUGAUUCUAAUGAGGUUGGUGCGAGUUUGCUGAAUGCUGAAACUUAUAACAAGAAUUUGUUGAGGAGGCAAAUGGCGAAUGAAGGGACACCUCUGAGGCCGAGGAUGAGGUUGGAGGCGUAUUUUUUCGCGUUAUUUAAUGAAGAUAUGAAGACUGGAGCCACCUCGGAGAGAAACUUUGGCCUCUUUCAACCUGAUGAAAGCAUGGUUUACAAUGUAGGGCUUUCUGAUUUUGCUGCAUCAUCAACUUCAUCUACUUCAAUUUCUCUUACCUCCUCUGCCUCUGUGACAAAGGUCGCACCAAAGGAGUACCAAAGUUUAUUCUAUGGGAUAUUUGUGUAUCUGUUGAGUACAGCUUUGCGAAGACUGUUCUAAAAUCCUAUGGAGUGAUUCAUGUGUACAUAUUUUGCACCUUUCAAGUUGCAAAAUGGAGACCCCUUAAAAGUAUCUCAAGUAUGAUGAUGAUGUAUAUUAAAGGUAGCAUAUUUUGUAGAAAUCAAUUAGGACCAACACACUUUCUAAGCGAUGAGGCAAUUACAAAAUCAAAUGUACGGCGAAGAGACAAGGCAAUUCAAUGGAAGAUAUGGUCUUUCAUGUAGUGGCUCUAACUUUCACUCACUUUCCAGCAACAAGCAUGUGGAGGUGACGUUUCAUUGAGCUUAUUUUAGGUAGAUAAGGACCAUAAGCCACCUCAUCAAUUAUUUUUUCUGCAAGAUUUUGCAGAAGAAUUAGUAUAUUCUAGCUAGGUAGAUUCUGUUUUACUUUCAAAAAAAAAAAAAAAAAAAAAAGCUAGGUAGAUUCUGUUUUAUUACCUAAAAAUUUGAUUUUGUAUAUUGCUGAUGAUUAUGUAGAAUUGAUUUCAUUCAUAUCCAAUUGAUGAAGAAGUAAAAAAAUAAGCUUCUACUUGAGAACA
This is a messenger RNA of Lotus japonicus, 1856 nucleotides long. RefSeq names its product glucan endo-1,3-beta-glucosidase 14-like. Gene Ontology annotation, molecular function: hydrolase activity, hydrolyzing O-glycosyl compounds. The record is from RefSeq and is a predicted model, not a curated record. Gene Ontology annotation, biological process: carbohydrate metabolic process. The coding region runs from base 131 to 1318 and encodes 395 amino acids. Gene Ontology annotation, cellular component: plasma membrane. The transcript is spliced from 3 exons. NCBI's taxonomy places the organism in Eukaryota, Viridiplantae, Streptophyta, Magnoliopsida, Fabales, Fabaceae.